AUGCCAAAGAAGAAGCAACCUACCAAGAAGCCCGAGGCUCUCAAAACGCCUCCGCAAGGUAUAUAUCCCGCUAACGACACAGGAGAGUAAAGCAGAUAACUAACGCAUACCUCCAGAAACAUCAUUUCUCAUAAAAGCAAGCAUCGAGAUCCGACUCAUGAUCUUCGAUUACCUCGUGCCAACCGAUGGCUCUGUAGAGAUCUACACCCCGUUCAGAAAGGUCGUCAUCGUCGCGUGUUACCGGGACGUCGUUUGA
Hymenoscyphus albidus is the source of this 256-nucleotide messenger RNA. NCBI's taxonomy places the organism in Eukaryota, Fungi, Ascomycota, Leotiomycetes, Helotiales, Helotiaceae. The record is from the annotation of a GenBank genome assembly.